Molecule: messenger RNA, 1146 nt
Organism: Lactuca saligna
Lineage: Eukaryota; Viridiplantae; Streptophyta; Magnoliopsida; Asterales; Asteraceae
Source: the annotation of a GenBank genome assembly
AUGAGAUUUGUCACAUCCUUCGAAUCUUUGAAAAAUCUUCUUUCUUUUCCAUCUGAGUUUACCCUUUCUCCCGACUAUAUAUAUAUAUACCAUGGAUUUGAAGAAAUUUCAAGAAUCAACCGAUGGUUCAAAGUCGAAGGAAUUCGGGUUUGGUCCAGGGAUAGAGAGAAAGAAGCAGCUCAUACUAAAAAAGAGGAAUGGGAAAUCGAUUUAGCUAAAUUGGAUAUAAGGAAUGUUAUCGCUCAUGGAACUUAUGGUACUGUUUACAGAGGUGUUUAUGAUGGUCAAGAUGUUGCAGUGAAGGUAUUGGACUGGGGAGAGGAUGGACUUGCGACUGCUGCUGAGACUGCGAAUCUUCGGACAUCUUUUCGACAAGAAGUUGCUGUUUGGCACAAACUUGACCACCCAAAUGUCACCAAGUUUGUUGGAGCUUCAAUGGGGACUUCAGAUCUUAAGAUCCCAACAAAUAACACUUCAAAUGCUGCUCAGAACUCUUUACCCUCAAGGGCUUGUUGUGUUGUGGUGGAGUAUCUUCCCGGUGGGACCCUCAAAAAAUAUCUAAUCAGGAAUAGUAGAAAGAAACUGUCUUUCAAGAUUGUUGUUCAGCUUGCUUUAGAUCUCUCUAGAGGUUUAAGCUAUCUACACACGAAGAAGAUCGUACACCGUGAUGUGAAAACUGAAAAUAUGCUGUUGGAUUUAAAUCGAACCCUAAAAAUUGCUGAUUUUGGAGUCGCUCGUGUUGAAGCACAAAACCCUAGAGACAUGACUGGUGAAACAGGAACUCUGGGCUACAUGGCUCCAGAGGUUCUUGAUGGAAAGCCCUACAAUCGGAAAUGUGAUGUGUACAGUUUUGGGAUUUGCUUAUGGGAAAUUUAUUGCUGUGACAUGCCUUAUGCUGACCUUAGUUUUGCUGAAGUAUCCUCUGCAGUUGUUCGUCAGAAUCUACGACCCGACAUUCCAAAAUGUUGCCCGAGUGCAUUUGCAAGCAUUUUGAAAAAAUGUUGGGAUGCGAACCCGGACAAGAGACCCGAAAUGGAUGAGGUGGUGAGGCUUUUAGAGGCGAUUGAUACAAGUAAAGGCGGUGGAAUGAUCCCUGAAGAUCAAGCCUCUGGUUGUCUUUGUUUUGCCAAGACACGUGGCCCAUGA